AUGGAUGUACCAGAGGGGAAUGGAAACCCUUUGGGCAAUGGACUCGGUCGAGCUAGGCAAACUCGACCGAUUGGUCAAGGAGAUGCUCCAAACCGCCACCAACAGAGACAAGGGAUUGUUCCACCACCAGUGCAGAACCACAACUUUGAGAUCAAGCUGGGAAUGAUCAACCUUGUCCAGAACAAGAUGUUCCAUGGAUUGCCAAGUGAAGACCCCAUUGACCACCUUGAUGAGUUUGAUAGGCUUUGUGAUUUGACAAAGAUCAAUGGUGUCUCUGAAGAUGCCAUCAAGCUGAGACUCUUUCCUAUGUCUCUAGCUGACAAAGCUCACCAAUGGGAGAAGAGCUUGCCCCAUGGCACAAUCACCACUUGGGAUGAAUGCAAGAAGGCCUUUCUUGCUAAGUUUUUCUCCACCGGUCGCACAGCCAAGCUUAGAGGAGAGAUAUCCAGCUUCAUCCAGCGAAACAAUGAGACAUUCGCAGAGGCUUGGGAGAGGUUCAAAGGCUACACAAGUCAGUGCCCACACCAUGGAUUCAACAAUGAAUCACUACUCUCCACUCUUUAUAGAGGAUGCUUGCCUAGGUAUAGGGAGAUGCUAGACACAGCUAGCAAUGGGAACUUCCUCAACCAGGAUGUAGAUGAUGGCUGGCAACUUGUGGAGAACAUAGCUAACUCAAAUGGAAGCUAUGGAGAAGAGUAUGAUCGCACCAACCGGAGCUCGACCCACCACUCGAUCGAGUCAGACGAAAAGUUGAGAAAAGAUGUUAAGGCAUUGAAUGAGAAGUUGGAUAAGCUGAUCCUAGCUCAGUCCACAAUGAAGAAAGUCAACUUUGUGUCUGCUGAGGAGAUGGAACCAGUCCAAGAAGGGGAGGAUACACAAUUUGCUGAGGUGUGCUACAUGAGCAAUGGGCAAGGAGGUUACAACAAAGGAUACUAUAAUUACAAGUCCAACCCUGCCAUGUCAUACCGCAACACUGAUGUUGCUAACCCUCAGGACCAAGUAUAUCCUCAACAACAAGCAGCUCGAUCGAGUCAGGUGCCACAACAUGGGUAUGGUCAAAAGAACAAUUACCAAGGACCACAAGGCACUUUCCCUGGACAACAAAUGAAUAUCCCACCAGGCUUCCCCCACCAACCGCCCCAGCCUGCACCUUCACAAGAGAAUGAGCUCAAAGCAAUGCUAAAGCAACUACUUCAAGGGCAAGCUGAUGGGGUAGUGGACACAAGCAAGAAGCUAGCUGAAAUAAACUCUAAGAUCGAGAACCUCAACACAAGGGUUUACUCUCUGGAGAAUCAUGCUUCUUCUGUUGCUGCUGCUACAAAGCAAGGACAACUACCUGGUAAAGCUAUUCAGAACCCCAAGGAACAGUGCAAGGUCAUCUUCACUCAAGAAGGACUUGUUGAAGAAGAGGAUCAAGAAAGGGUCAUUGAAGAUUUUUGUUUACUGCUGAAUGAUGAAGAGAUUGUUGCUGCUGAGGCUCCUGGAGUCCAGAUUGAUCAACCAGAAGUGCAUGCACCUACUGUGGCCAUUCACACUUCACCAGUUGAGCUCGCACGACAAGCUCGAUCGGCAGCUCGAUCGAGUCCAACUCUAGCUCGAUCGAGUCCGACCUCUUCUGUCCGACAACCUGUUUUGCUUGAUCCUUACCAACCGGUUGCCGCUUCCUCGUCUCGCCUACUUAGUCAAGGUCACAAGGAAGUGAUUCACAAGUUCAGAAGAGAUCUCAGUGGGAUUGGAAUUGAGUUGCCUCCUAUGGAUAGCAUGAGUGAGGCAUUUGAUCAAAUGCAAAUGGUCAAGGAUGUUCUAGCCAACAGUGAUAAAGUUUCAGAGGUCCUACAAGAGUCUACUCAUCAGUUCAACCUGCUUACUUCACCCACCUUCCUACCAAAGGUCAAGGAUCAAGGGAAAUUCACUCUCCCUUGCACACUUGGGCAUCUUGAGAUUGACAAUGCCUUAGUGGAUUCUGGAGCAAGCAUCAAUCUGAUCUCUCUCUCCAUGGCAGAGAAGCUAGGCAUGCUGGAGCCUUGCAGCGCCCUACUACUUCAAUCAUGUUUGGAGAUGCAACUUCUAAGUCUCCUCUUGGAGUGUUCAAGAACUAUCACUUGA
This is a messenger RNA of Microthlaspi erraticum, 2106 nucleotides long. The record is from the annotation of a GenBank genome assembly. NCBI's taxonomy places the organism in Eukaryota, Viridiplantae, Streptophyta, Magnoliopsida, Brassicales, Brassicaceae.